Messenger RNA from Aspergillus homomorphus CBS 101889, 580 nucleotides. RefSeq lists its product as uncharacterized. Bases 103 to 498 code for a protein of 131 amino acids. The record is from RefSeq and is a predicted model, not a curated record. The transcript has 4 exons. NCBI's taxonomy places the organism in Eukaryota, Fungi, Ascomycota, Eurotiomycetes, Eurotiales, Aspergillaceae.
CGAAGUUCAAACGAGCCACAGUGCAUUACUUCGAUAAAUGAGCAGACGAUCCUUGCCCAUCACUGCAACAUCUCAUCAUUCGUUGCUCUAUUUUCCUUGGUCAUGGAGUACCCGGUAGACCCACAAGUGCAGCAAGAGAAUCGAUUCUCCGAUAUCGCGAGUUUGUGGGACCGGGCAGUUGGAGACGUUCUUGUUUGCUUUGCUGGCCUCUCCUUCACAAAACAGCCACCCGUGGCUUCGUACCAUGAUCUGGAGCACGGCUCUCCGUUUGCCGAUCAGGAGUACGCCGGCGGAUUGCAGGCUUGUGUCAUCGUUCGGUAUCAUGAGAGCCCCAUCGGGAUGUAUGAUGAGCUGCUUUGGAUUCCAGGUGCAUUCCGGCAUCCAGGCAAUGGGAAACAGGCCUAUCGCUGUACGAGGGCGUACGUAUCGAAGCCGUUAGCUGUGCACAGUGGCCGCAAAAAUUGGAAUGUGCCCAAGGCAGUAAUGUGCCGUCUUUGAAUUCACACGAUCGCAGUCUGCCAACUUUCCAUACAGUCGAAUCACAGUGUCACCCUACCGCGGUGGCGAGCCAUUCCUUGAC